UUCUUCAAUUUCUCGGAACCUCUCUCUGUCUUUAAGGGUUUUUUCGUAGAGACAGAUCUUCCUUUUUUCUCCUUAAAGUUUCCCUUUUUAGUCUCUACCAUCAAGACAUUAAUUAAGGAAAUCUAAAAAAAAUGGAAAUCGAAUCGAAUCGUAGACGCGUAGCAGAUCUUCACACGUCGUAAUUAACAACGAUGCGUAUGCUUGUUCCCGUAGGCACCAAGGCAUCUAUAUAACAUUGAGUUCACAAUGUUUCAUCUUUCACAUUCAAUUCCAUAAUUCUUCCUCUUCGUGUAGUCUUGAGAGAAAAAAAAACCUAGUUUCUUGACGAAUCAAGGCAAAAUCACGAUGAAGCAAGCUUCUUUUUCUUCUUCUUCUUCUUCGUCUCGUAAUUCAACAAGUUUAACAAACAGACUUAAAACCAUCUUCAAGAAAGCUUUGGAGCUUUCGAUUCUCUGUGCUAUUGAGGUUUGUGUCAUCUAUUAUGGACCAGGCGGUGAACUAAAAACAUGGCCUAAGGAGAGAGAGACAGUGAAAGACAUGGCUUUGAGGUAUAAAGAGGCAAGAAAACGCAAGAAGAGCCUCAAUCUUCACGAGUUCCUCGACAAGGAGAAGGACAAGGACAAGGACAAGGACAAGGGGAAGACAAAUUUGAAGAAGAAGCAGAAGAAGAAUGUCAAGUAUCAUGAUUGGUAUCCGAACUUUGAUCAUUACUCUCCCCACCAACUCUCUCAAUUGAAUCAGUCCUUAGAACAGACUCUCUCAACUUUGCAAGAAAGGCUUCGUUUUGUUGAGGCGCAGAAACAACAGAACAUAAACUUGGUUGAUCAGAAUUUAACACCAUCGUAUCUGAACCAGAACCAACACUUGAAUCCUAGCAAGUUCUCGCUGUAUAUGUACAACCAUGGAGAUGCUACUCUCUCACAACUCCCACUGUCUGCUUCACACUCCGACCAACUCACCAAUUACCAAAAUCACUUGAUGCAGCAGCAGGAGCUUUAUGGUUUUGGUCAGAACUUGUGUUUGGGCAACAUCACCAACACAAACUUUCAACGUCCUUACGUGUCAAACACACAAGACUACUCACCGUUACUUUCAGCACAAGCAUCUGUGGUGAAUAACUACGGGUUGAAUAAUCACUCGAUGCAGAAACAGGACCUUCAUGGUAUUGAUCGGAACGUAUGUAUGUUGAGUGAAAUCAUCAACAACAACAACAACAACGAUCUACAACAUCCUAAUCUCUCAAACAAGAUUCCACAUGAAUUCUCUUCUGAUUUCCAGCAGAACCCUUAUUUUAAUACGGUCGGUAACACUAGCUUCUCUCAAGAUAUGUUUUCAAGCUAUGAUGCGAGCAGUUUGCAUCAGACAUCUUCCCUGCCACCCCUUCACAACAUUCCUAACAGUUAUUGUUUUUCUGACAACUCAAGACUUCUCUAAUAACAAAUCUGUCCAAAAGAAAAAAAAAUUGAAGCUU
This is a messenger RNA of Arabidopsis lyrata subsp. lyrata, 1471 nucleotides long. Its product is annotated as agamous-like MADS-box protein AGL75. The record is from RefSeq and is a predicted model, not a curated record. The transcript has a single exon. The coding region runs from base 346 to 1434 and encodes 362 amino acids. Lineage: Eukaryota; Viridiplantae; Streptophyta; Magnoliopsida; Brassicales; Brassicaceae. Gene Ontology annotation, molecular function: DNA binding; protein dimerization activity.